AUGAGCAUCAGCAAGUUCCUGCUGCUGUGCAUCAGCCUGGUCCUCCUCAGCUGCUGCAGGGCGGCUGUCAUCACUGGGGCAUGUGAGAGGGAUGUGCAGUGUGGCCCGGGCACAUGCUGCGCAGUCAGCCUGUGGCUACGGGGACUGCGCAUGUGCACACCCUGGGGCGUGCUGGGUGACGAGUGCCACCCUUUCAGUCACAAGGUGCCUUUCAUUGGAAAAAGGCAACACCAUACGUGUCCUUGUCUACCCCAUUUGGUGUGUGGCAGAUAUACAGAAAGUAAAUACAGAUGUACCAAUGAUUUCAAAAAUGGUGACUUUUAA
This is a messenger RNA of Brienomyrus brachyistius, 324 nucleotides long. It is a transcript of the gene prok1, whose product is annotated as prokineticin 1. NCBI's taxonomy places the organism in Eukaryota, Metazoa, Chordata, Actinopteri, Osteoglossiformes, Mormyridae. The record is from RefSeq and is a predicted model, not a curated record. The transcript is spliced from 3 exons. The coding region runs from base 1 to 324 and encodes 107 amino acids.